Molecule: messenger RNA, 2138 nt
Organism: Salvia splendens (bonfire salvia)
Lineage: Eukaryota; Viridiplantae; Streptophyta; Magnoliopsida; Lamiales; Lamiaceae
Exons: 8
Coding region: 123-1613 (496 amino acids)
Biological process (GO): translation
Cellular component (GO): ribosome
Molecular function (GO): structural constituent of ribosome; RNA binding
Source: RefSeq, a predicted model, not a curated record
AAAAAAAUAUAGAAACUCCACAAACACUGUUAAUCCGAUCGGCGGCGAAUCAUAUGAUAAACGACCAAAACCCUUAAAUCCCUAAACCGUUCCGCCACCUCCUCCAUCGCAUCUCCGCCGCAAUGAGCAAAACGACUGCCUUGUGCCGCGUCCUCCUCCGCCGCCGCACUCUCUUCACCAACCCGAGAUACUGCAGCCACACAUUCCGGCCCUCUCCUCCUCCGCCAUGCUCCAUUUUCGCCACUCAAAUCACUCGAAAUUACAGCUCCAAUUUCCUAGAUUUAUCCCCAACUGCCCGCCUCGCCGCUGCGGAGCGCGCGUUCGACGAGAUCGAAGAGCAAGCGACCAGGGAGAGGGAGGCGAACAGAAAAGCAGGGGUUGCGGUCGCCGGCGAUGAAGAUGAAGAGGAUUAUUUGGGAGUUGGUCCGCUUAUUGAGAGAUUGGAGAAGCGGAAUGCGAAAGAUAAGGUGUCCGAGCUGAAUCAACACGAGGAGGCGACUGAUUCGGAUUCUGAACCGGAAGAUGAGGAGGCAAUUAACAUGCGUUCGGAAAUGUUUGAGAAGAAGUUCAACCAGUUUGAGAAAUUCCUUGAUAAUUUUUCUAAAGCUGAAAACUUCGAUGAUGCAUUCAAAUGGAUGAAAAGAAUUGAUGAGUUUGAGGAGAAGCAUUUUGUGUUGAGGCCAGAGUAUCGGGUUAUAGGGGAGUUGAUGAAUAAGUUGAGAGUAGCUGAAGGAAAGGAUAAAUUUCUUCUUCAAGUGAAGUUGAAUAGGGCACUGAGACUGGCGGAGGCGAGGGAUGCCUUUGAUCCAAAUGAUCCAGCCAAUUAUGGGAUCAUCGAGCGUGAAGAUGUUGGUGCGUCUGUUGAUCGUGUUGAGGAGCGUGACAUGGAGGAGGAUCAAGAAGCUAAAGAAAUGGAAGGGAAAAUUGACAUAUUGGAGUUUGAUGAUCUGAAACAGAAGGAUAAUAAAUUUAUGGAAAAGAUCAAUGAAAUAGAUAAAAAACUUGAGGAGAAACUGGCAGAAUUGGAUUAUACUUUUGGAAAGAAGGGGAAACUAUUGGAGGAGGAAAUUAGAGAUCUUGCUGAAGAGAGGAACUCAUUGAUCGAACAGAAGAGACAGCCUCUUUAUAGGAAGGGUUUUGAUGUAAGGCUGGUCGAUGUGAAUAGAACAUGUAAAGUUACAAAGGGUGGACAAGUUAUCAAAUACACUGCAAUGUUAGCUUGUGGGAACUACAGUGGUGUUAUUGGUUUUGCUAAAGCAAAGGCACCUGCAGUUCCGAUUGCACUUCAAAAGGCAUAUGAGAAGUGCUUUCAGAAUCUGCACUAUGUAGAGCGGCAUGAAGAUCAUACAAUUGCACAUGCAAUUCAGACAUCGUAUAAAAAGACUAAGGUGUAUCUUUGGCCAGCUCCUACACAAGCAGGGAUGAAGGCAGGCAGAACCGUGGAGAUAAUUCUUUGCUUAGCUGGUUUCAAGAAUGUGAAAUCAAAGGUUGUUGGCUCAAGGAAUCCCCAUAACACUGUGAAGGCUGUCUUCAAGGCUUUAAAUGCGAUUGAAACUCCCAAAGACGUUCAAGAAAAGUUUGGCCGAACUGUGGUUGAAUCAUAUCUACUGUGAUGGGUAUGAUUUGACCUUUUUUUCUUGGUGGGAACACAUUUGAAUGCACUUAGAUGUGAUGCCUAAUGAGUUCGCGAAGGACCCGUGUAGGACUUCGUAGUGCUUAAAUUUGAUUAAUUGCACUAUUUUCAUUGAACUCGUUGUGCCUGAUAUGAUUAUCUCGUUUGUCCAAUUCCUCAGAGGUUUGUCAAAGAAGCAGUUUUGUCAUUGAUAGAUUAAUCUCUCGGGCUAUUAGGGACGGCCAAGCUGUAACUUUCUGGAUCGAGCAAAGUGAGCAUCGCUCGAACCACUUGCCUUCGUUUUGAAUCGUAGAUUAAUAAAAUUGCUCGAGACCCAUCAUCUUUCUUGAUGCAAAUGACAUGACCCUACAAUUACAAUGCGUAGAGAGGAGGAGAUGUAUGGAAUGAUAUGUAAUUCGUAUUUUAGGUUAUGAAGAUGUUAUUAUUUUGAAUAUUGGUUCACACUUCAUAUAAAGUAGUAGGAGCUGUUUCAUUUGCUUUAAUGGAUUUGUAAUGGAUUUACUGA